Molecule: messenger RNA, 1851 nt
Organism: Aplosporella prunicola CBS 121167
Lineage: Eukaryota; Fungi; Ascomycota; Dothideomycetes; Botryosphaeriales; Aplosporellaceae
Exons: 3
Coding region: 388-1488 (366 amino acids)
Cellular component (GO): nucleus
Source: RefSeq, a predicted model, not a curated record
UCGAGGUCUCGGGCGCCCCGAGGCGGAUGCCACCAUCGUGACACGACACCGAGUACCGCUACUCCAGAUUGAUCAAAAUCACUUGUGUUUACUGUUAGAUUUUCAACAUGUUGCGAUAUUCAAAAAGGGCGACGCUGCGACUGCUCAGCCUCCCGACGUCACCGAGGGAGGCCGCCUGGGUACUGACCGUUGCUACUAUAGGACGAAUCCGCCCCAUGCCCCUCGUGCUCCCUCCCUAGCUCAUCCUCCGUACACCCUCGAGUCGAUCUUACCUUCAGCGCCAUCUACGCGUCGCUUCUAUUUCUGGUGCUUAGCAAGUGCCCUCCAUACCUGAGGCCUUCAAUGGGCCCGUCGCCCUCUUAGCCUUGCUCCCUCGACCACUGCGACAUGUUCGACCAUUUUUCUGAACCGAUUUAUGAGACGGUAAUGAGACGAGAUGGAGGAGAGAAGCGGACACAAGACGGUUAUGUUUGUCCUUCGCAAUGCCCAGGUGGCUUUGAAGAGACCCAGCACAUGGAGCACGAGCUCGAGGUACCGUCGCAACACUAUGGGUCGCUUGAAGAGCUUGGGCCGUGCUCAACAACUGGGGAUUAUCCUUCCAGUUGCUAUCAUUGCAUUCGCAGAUUGAGGGGUUAUGACUCGGUCAACGCUGCGACCGACCUACUUUUACACGGGCAGACUCCCGAGACUGCCAACAUGUACACAUCGCUGGCUGGUGCGGCGGCUACAGCUUAUGGUCAACAGCCUUUUCAAGCUUCUGAAUACCCCAGUCAGCUACCGCAAGACCGUGAGACAAUGAUUCCGGGAGAUUGGUUCGAUGGCCUGUAUGUGUACGACAGGGUGUCACCACAAGGAAUUGCUAUUCAGUCGGCACAGAGCGCGAACUAUCUCCCAGCAGAAAGUGAACAACUGGAACAUACUUUGAGAGCGCACUUGGAGCAGUACUCAGCUCAGCAAUACCCGCAGAACCCACCUCAACAGGCAAAUCCAGAUUUUGCGGGACAGCCAGCUCAACUUCUUGCGCAGCAGCCUGAACAGUACGGAGGGACGCAAAUACAGCCCACGAGCUUCUUGACUGCAGACUGGCAACCACAGCCUACGCAGCCUGCAGAUGACACCAGUACUCAGCUUAGUGGGAGGAGCGGUUCCCGGAGCCAAUCACGCACCACACGUAGCGGAUCGCGAAGUAUUCGCGGUCGAUCACCCGGCAACGGCAGCUACGAGUGCACUGACUGUUCCCGAAGGUUCCAGCGACGGACGGACCUCGAGCACCACAGGCGCUCCCACACAGCGAACGAAGAACGGCCGUUCCGAUGCACCCACGAAUCAUGCGGCUGGGCCUUCCUCUACCCAAAGGACCUCGAGCGUCACGUGCAGAAGCACCGUGCAAAACCGAGACAGGUUCCUUGCAUGAACGAGAACUGCAGUAAGAUGUUCACGCUGCCGUAUAACAUGCGCAGGCAUUAUUCGAAGAGCCACGAGAGCUAGGCUGGCCCUUGGCUCUCGACGGCGACUGGUUCAUCUGAGUUUUACUGGUGAUUGGCGAAAGAGCAAGGUUGGUCAUGCUGCGUGGUUGUCACGUGGCUUUGUUAAGUGUGCAGUAUUCGAGCGGAAUUGCGGUCGCGGGGGCUAAUACCAGGGAUUGGGUCUGUGUUGUUUCAUUUGAGCGCGCGCUGGUCGUGUCUCAUUUAUUCCUGUCUUUUAUCUCUUUUUUCAUCUCUCUACUUCCACUUACGGGUAAUGACGUGACGGGGCACGGGAAACGCAUGAAGCAAUGUCAGCACGGCUGGUCCGGCUGCGUGGCUUGUCGAUGUCGAUAUGAUACAGCUGUGCUAUGAAUAGACGACGUUG